UAGUCUCUACGUCUUUGUCAUUUUUUGUUCUCUCAAAGCCCAAAACCUCACUCUAUACUGUUUACUCCUCUCCUUCCAUAAAAUUUUCCCGAGAAAAUGAACUCGGCUACCGACUCCAUAACCCCAAAAUUUUUCUCACCAUUCAAGCAACCCUCUCAUCUCCUAAACCUCCAGCAAGCGUUCUCUAACCUCCAAACCCACUGCUCUUCUCUCUUCCAACAAACUCAUCAUCACUUGAAGGGCGCUUUUGACUCCACUUUUGCUCACUUUAAUCCACCUUCUUUUUCUCCAAAAGGCCCAGUUUUUGCUCGAAUUGUUGAUUCUAGCAAGACCCAGAUUGAUUUGAGUAAAAAAUCAGGGGUUGCCAUGUCGGCUGAGGCAAUAGAAGAGAGAUUGGCUGGGGUUCCGGUUUAUGCUUUGAGUAAUUCGGAGGAGGAAUUCGUGUUGGUUUCGGGUGUUUCGACUAAAAAGUCACUCGGGUUGUUGUGUUUCAAGAAGGAGGAUGCUGAGGCUCUUUUGGAACAGAUGAAGAGUAUGGAUCCCGGCAUGAGAAAAGGUGGUUCUAAAGUGGUUGCUGUAGCUCUCAACAAGGUUUUCCAGCUGAAGGUUGACGGCGUGGCAUUAAGGUUGAUACCAGAGUCGGCUCAGUUAAAAAAUGCACUUAGAGAAAGGGAAAGGGCUGGUUUCUCUGAUGAUGGCUUCCCUGGCGUUCCAGUUUUCCAGUCUAGGAGCUUGUUAUUAAGAAGUCAGAAUAAGAGCUAUCGACCAGUUUUCUUUAGAAAGGAGGAUUUAGAGCAAUCCCUUCUGAGAGCUUCCCGCCAGCAGAAUCAAUUGAAUCCUGCUUUUAGACCGGGGGACAUUCAGGUUGCUGUUUUUGAGGAAAUAAUUAAGGGGAUGAAAGAUGGUUCAACGUCAAAGUGGGAUGAUGUUGUUUUCAUCCCUCCCGGUUUUGAUGUUUCAACUGAUCCCACUCAACAACAAUAGGUAACUGCAUGACUGGAUGGUCUGCCAGGAGUAGUGACUAUGCUGGCCUUCUUCAGCUGUGGAGACAAGCCUGGGUGCUCAGUGCUCUUUCCCUGAUUAGUUCAUUUCUGAUCUUGUUUCAGAGAAGUAAAUUGUGCUGCAGCUCAGGCUUUGUAGAUUUGUAGGUUUGAAUCUGUUUAACGUUCAAGAUGCUUGGGAAAGAAAAAGUGAACACGCAUAGAGACGACUAAUUGCCAAUGUGGCCUUAGAUCGCAUGGUAUAUUGGGUUUUGAGUAAUACACCCAAUUAGGAAAUGAUAAAAAGUUAGAAAACAGCAAAUUUAAAACAUCCAUCCCAAAGUUUGCAUAAUUUGUGUACACUUCCUCUUGGAAUUUUCAUGCGCCAGUUCUACUUUGGUUGAUGCUAAAUCUGCCAUUUUACUUUUAUUUCUUCAA
This is a messenger RNA of Theobroma cacao (cacao), 1418 nucleotides long. Its product is annotated as protein TIC 22-like, chloroplastic. Lineage: Eukaryota; Viridiplantae; Streptophyta; Magnoliopsida; Malvales; Malvaceae. Gene Ontology annotation, cellular component: chloroplast. Gene Ontology annotation, biological process: protein transport. The record is from RefSeq and is a predicted model, not a curated record.